Plasmodium gonderi is the source of this 5811-nucleotide messenger RNA. Its product is annotated as serine/threonine protein kinase 6. The coding region runs from base 1 to 5811 and encodes 1936 amino acids. Gene Ontology annotation, cellular component: spindle pole centrosome; spindle midzone; spindle microtubule. Gene Ontology annotation, biological process: mitotic spindle organization; protein phosphorylation; regulation of cytokinesis. NCBI's taxonomy places the organism in Eukaryota, Apicomplexa, Aconoidasida, Haemosporida, Plasmodiidae. The transcript has 3 exons. Gene Ontology annotation, molecular function: ATP binding; protein kinase activity. The record is from RefSeq and is a predicted model, not a curated record.
AUGAAUAGACAUAUAAAAGGAAAUAAUAAUGUAGGUCUAAACAAUAUUGAAAAAAAAAAUACGAAGAGCUGUCCAAACGAUCACGUAACAUAUGGAAGUGAUGCUAACAAAAGGUACCAAUAUGAAUCAGUAAAUUUGGAUAGCGGUAGGAAUAUAAACUCUACUAAAUUUACGACUCACGUUUCUAAAGUUGUUACUACUGCUGCUGUCACGACUAGCAGUAGGAACGUGGAAAAUGAACAAAGGGCCCUUGUUAACAAAUCAACUAACCUCAUAAGUGCACGUAAACAUGUGCCAUCAGGCACCGCUUUAAAUUUAGGUAAAGAAAAUCAAAAUAGUAAAUUUAACUUAAUUUCCAGAGGGAGAAGAGAUGAUUCUGCAAAUGAAGGCUCUAGAAACAAGGUAGAGGGAAGAGAUACGCAAAGGGUUGUCAAAAGCAUAUUCAGUGAUAUGAGCAAGAGAAGUGAAAGAAACAUUUGCAAAGAUGAUCAUCCGAGGAGGGAAGAAACCCCAAUGGAAAAUCGCGUGAGCAGUUCAGAUAAAAAAAUAGAACAAAUUCAAAACAUUCGUACAUAUUUAACAUACAAAAAGGAUGACAACGUAAGACGAAAUCAAAAUUACAGCUGGGAUUCAGCUUCUAAAAGAAAAGUAGAACGAGAUCACUCAAAUGAGAAUAACAAUAAAAAAAAAAAAUCAACUCAUUCAUAUGAUAAAGGUAAUUAUCCUUCUGACAUUUCUUUUUCCUAUGGUGACACGGAAGAUGUUAAGACACAUCAUAAGACUAAGGAAUUCAAAAGUUUUGAAAAGAAGGAAAUUCUCCAUUACAACCAGCUCGAUGUGGAAGGCUCACUACCUACAAACUACCACAGAUUGAACUCUGAAAAAAAUUCCAAAAAAAAUGAUGCAAUGAUGAAGACGAAUCAACAAAAUUGGAACCCACAGUGCAGGAAAAAAAUAAAUGAUGAAAUGAUACAAAGAAAUAGAAGAAUCAGUGCCAACAUCAGUGGGACGUGUAGCAUGACUAGGAACAUUAAUACGUCAAAUAAUGAACUAAUUGAAGGGAACGAUGGAAUAAUACAAAAUGAUAGUGCGGAUAAAUUUUAUGACGAAGGGAGAAAGGGGAAAGUAUACAUAGGAGAGAAGGAAAAUGAAAGAAUCAAUUGCAUAAUUCGGAAGGGAGGAGAGAAGGAAAAUGAAAGAACCAAUUGCAUAAUUCGGAAGGGAGGAGAGAAGGAAAAUGAAAGAACCAAUUGCAUAAUUCGGAAGGGAGGAGAGAAGGAAAAUGAAAGAACCAAUUGCAUAAUUCGGAAGGGAGGAGAGAAGGAAAAUGAAAGAACCAAUUGCAUAAUUCGGAAGGGAGGAGAGAAGGAAAAUGAAAGAACCAAUUGCAUAAUUCGGAAGGGAGGAGAGAAGGAAAAUGAAAGAAUCAAUUGUAUAAUUCGGAAGGGAGAAGAAAGCGAAGUAGACAAGAAGGGAGACAAAUCGUAUCAAAACCUCCCAAAGACAUUCCUAGAAGAUAAGUUACAAAAACGAGGAAUAGAACACACGUGGAAUGUUCAAUCACUCUCAAGGGAACAUCACACACAUGCUUCAUAUUUGGAUAAGAAACCCCAAAUGGAAAUAACAAGCGACAAUACAAAUAAUGUGGUUAGAAGAACCCCCUUGUGUGAUUUCUCUAACGACGACGAAGAGAAUUUUACAAAAUGCAUUAAACGAGUACGUGAAGGUAGAGUAAUAAAUUCGGAAAGGCUAUAUAAGGCACGUAUGAACAUGGGCAUACGAAUGGGUGAAAUGGAAAUAGGUGACAGAGCUGAUAUAGAGGACAGAUCUGGUAUAGAGGCCGGAUCUAGUAUAGAGGCCGGAUCUGGUAUAGAGGCCGGAUCCGGUAUAGAGGACGGAGGGAAGCAAGUAAGCCAUUCAGAUGAUGAGAAAGAUUUCACACUUCUUCAUGUGAACAAAGGUCUGAACGAAAGAAGGAUGGGAGAAAGUAUUACUGAUAUGAUUAGAGAAAGGGGCAGCAUAUCCCCUAGCUGUGUUAACCGAUAUACUAGAGAAGAGCUAUUCUGUGUAGAUAAGCAAAAGCCAAUAGAAAGAAAAAAGGAAUCGAGAGAUUUUCAUCUUUUUAGCGAAAUUCAUAAUACGUAUAAGAAAAGUAUAUCCGAAAAAGUGCAUGAAAAUUUGUUGAAUAAUAAGUUACCUAACCAGAGAAAUGAGUUCUUAUGUAAGCAGCACAGUUCUAAAUUAUCCGAACAUAAAUUUAGAUGCGAUGAGAGGUUCGAAGGGAAGCAGAGCAGAAUGUGUAGAAGUGAGGGAAACGAUGAUCAGGGGUGCACAAGAAGGGACGAAGCAAACAAAUCUGAGGAAGAAAAUGAAGAGAAGAAAAAGUAUGAAUCAGCAGAUGGCAAGGCAAAAGUUUUGAACUCGGAAAAAUUGAACACAGAAGAAGACGCAUCACCUGGAUACAUGAAACAUGAACUUCACGCAGAGGAUGACACAAAAUUGUUUAAAAAAGUUACCAUGGAUCAUCAUGGCAUCACAUUAGCUGAAAAAUUGCAUACCGGGGUGCUAACUUCAAAGUCACGUGUGGAGGCCCCGCCUUCUAGAAGACAUUUUGCAGCUCCAACCGUGUCCUCAGACAGAAAAAACAUAAACACAACAAAGAAAGAGUUUAAAGAAUUACAUAGAAAGGGGAAUUUAUUCAAUCAAAAAAUAAGUGCAGUUAGUCGAUUAGCAAUUACAAAGUUGACUAAGACCAAUAUGAGGGAAAAAGGAAAUAACAUAAGUAGGAAAAAUAAUAAAAAUGAUGCAAAAAUUAACACAUCUAAUAGCGAAAAUGAAGACAAAAAAAAUGUAUGUCUAUCGUAUACCAUUGGUAUUAAGGAAAAAAUAGAUGAAUCCGUAGGCACAGCUAGCCAAAUAUCAAUUCAAGGCAGUAAAACAGAUGUAGACAUGUCAAAAAAGAAAAAAAAACAAUUGCAAAGUUUUGAGCAGCUCAGGUUAAAUAAAAUGUUAUCUACUCAAAAUAGGAAUGUGACAAAGGAGAUGGGAAAUCAGACAAGUAAAUUAGGUUCUCACUUGAGUGGAAAUCAAACAAGUAAAUUAGGUUCUCACUUGAGUGGAAAUCAAACAAGUAAGUUGGGUUCUCACUUGAGUAGAAAUCAAACAAGUAAGUUGGGUUCUCACUUGAGUGGAAAUCAAACAAGUAAGUUGGGUUCUCACGUGAGUGGAAAUCAAACAAGUAAUUUAGGUUCCUACUUGAAGGGAAUUCAAAACAAUGUCGAUGAAAGUUUAAACUGUUCGGAAUGUGAACAGAUGAAGCAAGACACUGAUAAAAUAGCCCAUCCACUGGGGGAAGCCUGUUCUCUGAAAUAUCAUAGCAAUAAUGUGAUCUACAAAGAUGAGGUAGAUGCAGAAGGAGACGCAUCGAGUAGUUGUAAUUAUGUUCAUAAUGAGAAAAAUAAUUUUUGCGAUAAGGAAGGAACCACAACUAGGGAUGUCAAAGAUAAUAAAGAAGAAGAAGAGGAAGAAGAGGAAGAAGAAGAAGAAGAAGAAGGAAAAACAAAACAAAACAAAAUGAGUUACUCUGGAUUUAAAGGAGAGAGUUUUAGGAAGGAUAACAACAGCAAUAGGAGUAAUUCGUUAAAAACUUCAAAAAUAUCCACAAAUGAAAAAUGGAAGAAUGUCCCAAGACAGUUACACAACACAAAAGAAAAGUAUAAAACUACGCAAUGGACAGGUACAGAUGCAAGAGGAGGAAGCAAAUGGAUGAAAAGAAAUCACAGCAGUAGUAACAAUAGCUCAGUGUCGAAUAAUAAUAAAAUUUUUAAAAAUAUUACCUAUAGGAAAAACGAACUAAGUAAAAAGAAGCCAGUUGUUGCUAUUUCUAAUCAUAGAUUUAACACACAUGGCAUAGUUGUAAAUGGAAAGGGUGGAGAAAGAAUUGGUUUUAAUAUAGAAUCAAAGAAUAAUGCGACGAAAAGUGGGACGAAAAAUGGGACGAAAAAUGGGACGAAAAGUGGGACGAAAAGUGGGACGAAAAGUGGGACGAAAAGUGGGACGAAAAAUGCGACGAAUAGUGCAACGAAUAGUGCAACGAAUAAUGCGACGAAAAAUGAAGCAAAUAAAGAGAAGGGUAACAAUGUACUAAUCCAAAAAAGAAUUACCCAUUUUAAUAACUCCAAGAGAGGUACUAGUAAUAGUAAGGAUAAUUACAAAGAUAUCAUAAAUGAAGAAAUGGAAAAGCACAAAAUGAGUCGGAAAAAACAAAAUAAAAAUAUAAAAAGCAAUUCCAUUCCUCCUAGAAAUAUGAACAAGAGGAUUAGGAGUGGAAAUUCAAAUAAUAUAUUUUUGAAUAAAACCAAAAAGGAGAGCGACCAAGAAGAAUGCGACAGGGAAGUAAGACAUACAGAAGAAGAGAAACCAGUGGAAAACAUAUCCUCUGUGUUGGUAAAACGAGGCGAUAGUUACGAUGAGAAUGGGAAGUACUCCAAAAGAAGUAAUAGCUAUGAUGGUAGAGGGGAACGUUCUAAAGGUGGUAGAUGUGGUAUCGAGAGGCAGGUGGAUUCCAUAGAUGCUAUCAGACGUCACGUGAAGGAGAGUUCAUCAAAGGGGAAUACAUCAGGGAAUGGUUCAGAAAGGACGAUGCUGGGAGAAAAGUCUCAAACAGAAAAUUCUAGCACCCCAGCUAGCCAUCUUGAGAAGAAGGAAAUAUCGUACUUUGAGUGGUUGGCCAGAGAAAAAAAAAGAAAAGAUAGUGCAGAAAAAGGAGAAGCGCGAGAAGUAACACCCAAAGUUGUGUCAGAAGUAGUGUCAGAAGUAGUGUCAGACGCAGUAUCAGACGCAGCACCGGAUGAGAAACGAAGAGGUGAAAGGAGAAAGGGAGAAUGUGGCAAGGAAAGCAUUAUGGACGCUCUGGAGGAAGAAGAGUACCAUCUGAUGCUGCAACCACUAAGCGCAUUUAACUUGAAACAAAAUGAAAUAAAAUAUGAACAAGAUGAUUUUGUAGUAGAUAAGAACCCAAUAGGAAAUGGCAGAACAGGGCUAGUUUUUAAAGCCAUCAUAAAAAAUGAAAAUGAGUAUGUUGCAUUAAAAGUAAUGGCAAAGGAUACCAUCUCAUCAUUAAAUAUCGAAAGACAAGUAUUAAAAGAAAUAAUAAUUCAGGCUAGCUUAAAUCAUAUGAACAUUUUGCAAUUGAUAGCAUAUUUUGAAGAUAGAACCCGUUUGUUCCUGAUCCUAGAAUUAGCAAAUGGUGGAUCAAUCAGAAAUAAAAUGAAAUUAGAUGCACAACCUUUGAAAGAAGAACAAGUAGCUUUAUAUGUGUAUCAAAUUGCAGAUGCACUAGCUUACCUACACAAAUAUAAUAUCAUACAUAGAGAUUUAAAACCAGAUAACAUAUUACUUCAUUACACUCAUGAAUAUAGAAAUAAAAAUGUAUACAAAUAUGGAAUUGUAAAAAUCGCAGAUUUCGGGUUCUCUUGCCAAUUGAAAAAUAAAAGACAGAAGAGAAGCACAUUUUGUGGUACUCUUGAUUAUAUGCCACCAGAAAUUAUCAACCAGAUACCUUACGAUUGCAAUGUCGAUUUGUGGUGUUUGGGAAUUGUCAUCUUUGAGCUCCUCGUCGGAUUUCCUCCAUUUACAGACGAUACACAGGAACGCAUAUUCAACCAAAUUAAAGAAUUGAAUUUUCACUUCCCGAAGGCAAUUUCUUUGCAGGCGCGAGAUCUCAUACUGAAGCUAUGUAGUAGAACGGCAGAAGAACGGAUCUCUGCAGAAGAUGUGAAAUCACAUCCAUGGGUGAAGCAGUUCCUGUAG